Molecule: messenger RNA, 1470 nt
Organism: Colletotrichum higginsianum IMI 349063
Lineage: Eukaryota; Fungi; Ascomycota; Sordariomycetes; Glomerellales; Glomerellaceae
Product: Metallo-beta-lactamase superfamily protein
Exons: 8
Coding region: 1-1470 (489 amino acids)
Source: RefSeq, a predicted model, not a curated record
AUGCUUUAUCUUGCCACGUUGGUCAGUGGUGUUCUGGGAGUGUCAGCCCUCCUAUCAAGGGAAGGGGGGGCAACGCCUGAUCCGCGAGCUCUACUAGAGCAAGGUAUCGAGUCUCUCGGAGGCGCGGCCAACAUAACACAAGUCCAUGGUGUCACAUACGCUGGCUCAAAGUCAUACCGGACGAAAACUUUGAUGCAGAGUUUUUCUCUAGACGGCGUUGACAGAGGCGUCUCGGUUCUAGGCACUCAACACGUCACGUUCUCAUUUGAUGGACCUCAAAUCAAGCAGCGUAUUCAAGUGGAUCAUCAGCUCGACGGAUUUUGGAGCGGCUUUUCAAGACCGAAUUUAGACCACGUUGGCUUUACCAUCGUCGUUCAGGGAGGUGACGAUGGCUUUGCAGCCGUCACCGAGGGAAACAGAAACAUGUUUGAUCCCAACGCAGGGCCACAGGGAUACGUUGAUGGUGUGCUAGCAGCUUACUUGAUCAAAGAAGCAAACAAGAUGUCGCCUUUCCUGAUUUCCAAAAUUCUGGCCAACAAUAACUUUACCUACCGCGAGGAAGCCCUUUGGACUGGCGAGCGGCUACACGGCGUGUAUGACGGUAAUUUAGAUUUGACGGUGCUCUUCGAUGCCGAAACCAGCCUGCCAUACGCUAUCCGCUCGGCCGAAAACCACGACAUCUUUGGCCCGUCCACAAACGACCUGGUCGUGUACGAUUACAUCGAUUCCAACGGCGUCAAGUUUCCGACUGGAUGGAAAACGUUUUACAAUGGUCGACACCUUCUCAUGACCAGCGGUGUCUCCCAAGUGCUCGUCAACCCCUCUUUCGCCGCGGGAUUCUUCGAUGGCCCGGGAGACCGCUCGAGACUGGAGAAACCCAGAAAGAGCCCUCAGCAGGACUUCUCUGAAGUCGGCGAGCGCAGCGGAGUCUACAUCUGGCUAGGUCCGUUCGCAAUGACCGCAGCAAACAUCUCUGCUAGUCAGCCGCUGCCGGAGCUUCCAGGUCUGUGGUAUUUGCAGAUCGGAAAUGUCCGCCCGACCUACAGACAGGUGGUCCUCGUACUCGAAGAUUCCGUCAUUGUGAUGGACAGUCCGCCGCAUCAGAGUCUGUUGGUACUGGAAUGGAUAGAACAGACGAUCGGGAGGAAGGUCACUCACGUUUGGGUCCACACGCUUUUCCCAGAAGUCGUUCUGACUCGAAGACUUAGGACCGACGAACCAUUCUCAUUGAAUGGCAACAAGAUACAGGCUAGGUUCAUGCAUAUGAAAGCAUCGAUGCAUUCAUUUGACCACACAUAUGCCGUCAUUUUCCCAUCUCAGCCCAUGCCGAACAGCACCAUGGCCGUCUUUGACGCAGAUCACGGACGGAAUGAGACUGAAACGAUCCCGGUACCUGCUGAUGACGUCUUAAUGACUGAGCUUGUAAGAGCCCUGGUCGACGAUCGAGUGGCCAGCCACGCAACACUUUAA